Molecule: messenger RNA, 453 nt
Organism: Ostertagia ostertagi
Lineage: Eukaryota; Metazoa; Nematoda; Chromadorea; Rhabditida; Trichostrongylidae
Source: the annotation of a GenBank genome assembly
AUGAUUUUACUGCUCCUGUUAAUUUUUACCGCCAGCGGCGUGGCCAUUACGCCGCUUCGCCACGAGGACCAUGUCUUUCCCGCUGAUGACAUUAUCGAAUUACCGGUAGGAAGGUUUCCCGAUCCUGACUGCGAGUACACUGUCUUCAGAGAUGGACGAUUUGGUCCGAAGGUCAAUGGCAAAAUACGUGUUGGUGAUGUGGUGUUUCAUUCGUGGAAAUGUAGCUAUGGAGCUCAUGACAGCAGUAUGUACUGCUUGAUGGUGAACAAUUGUACGGUAUCCAGUGAACGCGACUCAUCUCAGAAGGUCGCUGUUGCCCGUGUUCUCGAAUGUAUACGCGUCAAAUUGCUUCUGAAGUUGAACGGUGUUUGCCGACGACCUACUUGCCGUCCACUGGAGGAACUACGAGGUGCUAGCGCUCGCUAUCGUCGACAUCGUCCCACCCUCCGCUAA